AUGUCCCUAGACAAGUCGCCUUCUGAGACCGAGACGUGGAACGGCGGUCCUGAGCAAUUGCGAGACAAACUUCAGAGCGUGGCUCGCGAUCUGUCCCAGCUCAGCCUUGAUACCGCAAAGUGCACACGCGACCCCAGCGGAGAGGGCGAGGAACAGCCAACCUUGGAACAGAAUUCGGGCAGUCGCGGAGGCGUGUUCUUCAGCGAUGGAGUGCGGCGUGUGGACUACGUGCUGGUGUACCACUGCAAGAGGCGCGGCUCCCAGCACCGCCUGUCCAUCCUGUCCAACGGAUCCAUCCCGCUGCCGACGGCACGCCGGCGCAGUGCAGCGGAGGUGGAGCUGGGGGAGGUGGACAUAGAGCUCAACAAGGAACUGUCGGAGGUCGAGAAGGCCCUAAUCAGACAGGAGUUCGAGGCAGGACUCUUGAAAGAGGGGCUGGAGAUCGAAACUGACAAAGAGCCCAGGACGGUGCGCUUCACGCGACUUCAUGUGCCAUGGGCCGUGCUGAGCAGGGAGGCAGAGAGGAUGAAGAUCAGAGUUCCCACCAAGAAGAUGUACAAGCUCAGAGAGAAGACGGGCAUCUCGGCCAAGAUGGCUGGCCUGUGGCAAAAGAUACUGGACCCCUGUCUGCCUGGCGUCACCAUGGGAGAGGACCCCACCAACAAAGUGCUCAGGCAGCCUUUUAACAGGGACCAGAUACACCUGUUCGACAUUAAAUCCAAAGAUGAUCUUUUUAAUAGUGCAACCAGAGGCCGAAUAGUAUGUGAAAUUUUACGCCGUACAGCCUGCAUACAAACUUGUCAAACUAUUGGCAUCAACACACUAAUUGCCAGGGAGGUGUAUGACUCUGCAUUCCCCCUCCAUGAUGGUGACUUUGACUCGCCAGACAAGAAAGACCAACGCAAUGACAGACAGGCACUACAUGAGGAGUGGGCCAAUUAUGGAAUGUCUUUCAAGUUCCAACCCAUGGAUCUCAUCAGGCAUUAUUUUGGAGAGCAGAUGGGUCUGUACUUUGCUUGGUUAGGAGUCUAUACGCAACUCCUCAUACCUCCGUCACUGCUCGGAGUCAUAGUGUUUAUUUAUGGAUUUCUCACCGUUGAUGCCAAUGUGCCCAGUCAGGAGAUGUGUGGCCUGAACUUCACCAUGUGUCCGAUGUGUGACCAAGUGUGUGACUUCUGGCCGCUGAAUAUCGAGUGCUCGGCAGCCAGGGCCAGCUACCUGUUUGACAACGGAGCCACAGUAGCCUUCGCCAUAUUCAUGUCCUUAUGGGCUGCUGUCUUCCUUGAGCACUGGAAGAGGAAACAGAGGUGUCUUCAGCAUCUGUGGGAUGUGACAGAUGUAGACGACGAAGAGGAUGGCAUGCGACCAGAGUAUGAGGAUAAGCUGAUGGAGAAGAUUCAAAAGAAGAAUAAAAAGAAAAAGAAAGAGCCAGAUCCAGUACCAGAUGAAUCGGGGAAAUUGUUGGCCUCUAAACAUGAGAAUCCGAUCUUUUUGGAAUCUCUGACCUGGAAGGAUCGGAUGAAAGGCUACUGCAUCAAUAUAUCCUCAAUUCUGCUCAUGAUUCUGGUGACGUUCUCUGCGGUGUCGGGUGUGAUCCUCUACCGUGUGUGCGUGUUUGCCGUCAUGUCCAUGAACCCCGACCCUGAGGGCAAGGCUAAUGUCAGAUUUACCGUGACAACCACGGCUGUCGUCAUCAACCUGCUCAUAGUGCUGGUGCUGGACGAGAUCUAUGAUGUCAUCGCAAGCUGGAUCACAGAACUUGAAAUCCCCAAGACCGAAGCGGCGUUUGAGGAGCGGCUCAUUCUGAAGGCUUUCCUGCUGAAGAGUAUGAACGCCUUCGCACCUGUCUUUUAUGUGGCCUUCUUCAAGGGCAGGUUUGCUGGUCGACCAGGAGAUUACAUUUAUGUUUUCAGGAACUUCCGUAUGGAGGAGUGUGCCCCUAGUGGUUGUCUGAUAGAGGUGUGUAUCCAGCUGUGCAUCAUCAUGCUUGGAAAACAACUGAUCCAGAAUAACGUCUUUGAAAUCGCAGUACCGAAGCUGAAGAAGAUGUAUCGUGAGUACAAGGAGUCUCAGGAGGGAGCCCUGGAGCCCCAGGACAACGGGGAGGACCCUAACAGGGAGCCUCAGCCCUGGGAGAAAGACUACAACCUGGAGCCCUACGAAGGCCUCAGCCCUGAGUACAUGGAGAUGGUAAUCCAGUAUGGUUUCGUGACGCUCUUCGUGGCCUCGUUUCCACUGGCCCCGGUCUUUGCUCUGCUCAACAACGUCAUCGAGAUCCGAAUCGAUGCGGCCAAAUUCAUCACAGAAGUCCGCAGACCAGAUGCUGUCAGAGCCAAGGAGAUUGGAAUCUGGUACAACAUCCUGAAUGGCAUCAGCAAAUUUGCCGUCAUCACCAACGCCUUUGUGAUUUCCUUCACGUCAGAGUUCAUCCCCAGGAUGGUCUACCAGUACAUAUACAGUCAGACGGGCACCAUGCAUGGCUACACCGAGUACUCGCUAGCCUACUUCAACACUAGUAACUUCGCACCAGGCACGGGGCCCAGCAUCACACAUUACAGCAAAGACCUCCGACUCUGCAGGUAUAAAGAUUACAGAGAUCCUCCUUGGUCUCCUGAAUCCUAUCAGCUCUCUAAGCAGUACUGGUCAGUCCUCGCAGCCAGGCUGGCCUUUGUCAUCUUUUUUCAGAACUUGGCCAUGUUCCUGAGCAUGCUGGUAGCCUGGCUCAUCCCGAAUGUGCCCCGCUCGCUGAAGGACCAGAUCAAGAGGGAGAAGGCCGCCCUCAUGGAGCUGCUCAUGUCGCAGGAGCGUCCCAAGACCUCCUCCCAGCGCCGCGCCUCCUCCUCCAGGGGGGACAACGUUAUCACCAGGAGCCCCCUGGAGGAGUUGGAGGAGCAGGAGGAGCAGGAGGACCAGCAGCCACCAAGAGGGGAGGGUAGCGGAAGCGGACAGAGGACCCCAGAGGAGGCCACAGCACAACCGGACACUGUGUCAUUGGAGACUGACCCAUCAGAGGAGAAGGAAAACAAGGAUCAGAACAAGGGUGGUGGGUCUGAGCCUGAACCAGAUCCGGAUCGUGACCCUGGUUUUGACACCAACCAGGACCCCAGUGAAAAGUCUGAUAGUGACACACACAAAGAGCAGUCCACCAAAGGGUCACGGUCCAAGCUGGUGCAUCAGGUUUCCUUAGAUGAAUCUCGUACAACGGAGGAAUCUAAGGAAAAGCAGGAGGGAACAGAAGACAACCCCAGGACCAAGCCGCGCUGCCGUACCCUCCCUCCCCGUCGCCACGAGCCCAAAGAGGAAGACAGCGGUGCAGCGCGAUCCAGCCAAUCAUCAGUCUUCACCCACCUCAGUCAACAGGUGCCGCCCUCACGCAGUCAGCUGACAAACGUGAAGCAGUCAUCACAGAGCGAGCUCGCCAGGAGCAUCAUCAAGAAUCGCACAAAGGCGCCGGCACCACCACCGCCGACAUCAUCUCAACCCCAGUCCAGAACCUCUUCUGAAAUGGAGCUGGCCCAAAUAAACAAAUCGCGUCCUUCCUCACAGAGUGAUGGUGGCAUGUCCGCCAAUGGUGCUCCGUCCCAGCCUCCCUCGAGGCCCUCCUCAGGCUUCGACCUGAACCAGACCACCCAAAGAAGCUUCUCCAGAGGGUCGUCAAUGGAGGGCGAGGUUUUUGACGGGUCCACCAUUAGGAAGCCACUAUCGCGGCCACCGUCCAGAACCCCGUCCAGACCGCCGUCAGACCUGGAGCUGGCCCAGAGAGUACACAAGUCUCUGUCACGGCCAGCGUCGGAGGACGAGCAGGCACAGUCGUCAUCAAAUCCUCCGUCCCAACCACCGUCGAGGCCUCCAUCCAGGCCCCCAUCCAGACUUCCGUCAGACCUGGAACUGGCCCAGAGGAUCCUGAAGUCUCUUUCGCGAUCAGGGUCUGAGGCUGAGGGAGAGGCUGGGACAGAGGCAGCCUCAGCACACACGUCCAGCAAUCCUCCCUCUCGACCGCUGUCGAAGCCACCUUCCGACACUGAGCUGGCCCAGAGGGUCUCCAGACCUUCCUCCUCGCGUCUUGCUUCCUUUUCCACCUCACGGCCUGCAUCAAUAGAUGAACAGCCGGAAGACGCCUCCAAAUCCCCACCCACGUCCCCACCAUCGCAACCUCCUUCAGAGAGCCAGUCAGAGAGAAAAGCCCCUCCAUCACGAGGCGCGUCUCUGUCCUUUUCCACCUCACGGCCUGCAUCAAUAGAUGAACAGCCAGAAGACGCUUCCAAAUCCCCACCCACGUCCCCACCAUCGCAACCCCCUUUACAGAGCGAGUCAGGGAGAAAAGCCCCACCAUCACGAGGUGCGUCUCUGUCCGAACAAUUGGAAAACACCCUCACAAUGAAGAGCCUCUCAAGACCCCCCUCCUCACACAGUGACUUGGCUCAGCGUCUUCUCUCAGGUGCUCCUUCUUCAGCCUCCGACCGGACAUCCAGAGGCAAGGGACGUUGCCAGACCCUCCCUCCCAACCAGAGGCCGCCCGAGGCUGGGGAGCCUGGCGUCAGCGUCAGGACCAGUCACUCCAGCACCUUCACACACCUGAGCCAACAGGUGCCGCCAUCACGCAGUGAGCUCAAAAGGGACGCACACGUGUGAUUACAGACCAUGCAUGGGUACUGCACAUCAAUAUUCCUCCUCCAGCCAUGUGCCUCGAGACUCAACCAGAGACGAAUGAUAAGGUAGAGACGAUUCAUAGGGAGUUUCUUCCGGGAUCCAAAUGAGACUGUAAUCCUAUGGCAGCCAUGCCCCUUUAGGAGACUAGGAGAAUGAAUGGAGUUCAAUGGAAAGUUACACCCAUUUAGGAGAUCAGACUUGAAUCCACUGUGUUGCACUGGUGAUGUAUGCUAUGACUUACCUUGGUUUACCAUAUGGAAAAUCUUUGACUCAACACCAUCGAGCAG
Molecule: messenger RNA, 4937 nt
Organism: Engraulis encrasicolus (European anchovy)
Lineage: Eukaryota; Metazoa; Chordata; Actinopteri; Clupeiformes; Engraulidae
Gene: ano2a
Product: anoctamin 2a
Exons: 26
Coding region: 1-4632 (1543 amino acids)
Biological process (GO): chloride transmembrane transport
Cellular component (GO): plasma membrane
Molecular function (GO): intracellularly calcium-gated chloride channel activity; protein dimerization activity
Source: RefSeq, a predicted model, not a curated record